This is a messenger RNA of Lineus longissimus, 951 nucleotides long. RefSeq names its product myeloid-derived growth factor-like. The transcript has 5 exons. The record is from RefSeq and is a predicted model, not a curated record. Lineage: Eukaryota; Metazoa; Nemertea; Pilidiophora; Heteronemertea; Lineidae. Bases 31 to 561 code for a protein of 176 amino acids. Gene Ontology annotation, biological process: positive regulation of endothelial cell proliferation; positive regulation of angiogenesis.
AGCUGUCUUCAAUUUUUGCUACAUUCCAAAAUGGAGAUUUCUGCGGCUGCUAAAUUUUUCUGCCGCAAAUACAUGCAAAAUAUUGCCAUAUUCGCAGUGAUAAUUGGACUGUUGUCCACGCACAAAGCUUUAGCCGAAAAGCAGAAAGAUUUUGAUCAUGAUUUCGAAGAAUUUAACGUCCAACCUGGAGGACAGGAGCACUCAAAAGAGAGGGAAUUGAAUGGUGUUGUUUGCAAGUUUACGUAUGUUGCUCAAGGAGGUACGAAUGAAAAAUGGAUAAUCACCCUAACAGAAAGUGCAGGAAUGAAGAAAUACUACUGCAGUGUCAGCCGUCCAGAAAGAAACUCCUAUCUCUUCUUCAUGAAAUUCAAGUUAGAAAUCCAGGGUGCUAAGUUAGGGAUGGGAGACGCUUCUGGGGCCGCAGGCAAACCAUUGAAGAGUGAGGAAUAUAAAGUGGAUCAUGGAAAAGAGAGUGGAACAGUCACUUCUGUUGAAGGCAAAUUCCAGUCCCAGUUGACUUCAGUCGUGAUCGAUGCAAAGGGUGUGAAGGAAGAACUCUAAAUCCUCUCUCCGGCUUUUACUUAGACAUUCUUCAACAUGACCUGUGUUUUUAUUUUGGUUUUUCUGACUGACUAUUUGUAUUGCUAACUCUUCUAUAAAUGCUGACCAAGGAUUAACAUGAUCUAUUAAUGUCAUCUCUUAUCUGACAGUGAGCUAGUUACAUGUAAGAGUUGGUCACUGCUUAAACAAUCUGUCCUUGAAAGUACCAGGUCUUGUAUAUUAGGUAGAUAUUAUGUAAUUCUGUCGGCAAAAUGGGCAAUUUAGCAAUGUUUAGUAGGGUUAGACCGCAUGGAUUUCAUCUUCAUUUCCUGCAUGAACAAUGUAUAUAAAACAUUAAACAGUCUACGGGAAAAGGAUCAUACGAAUAUCUAUUAUAGAAUCUUUUAUGUA